UGAGUAUCCUACCCCGACUCCAGUGGUCCACGACUCCUCCUCCUGUUGUUGCCGGCGUGAUUCCUGGGACUCAGAUGGACCACAUGUCCCCAACCUACAGGCUUGCUAACUUAACCCACCUACAUUCAGAACAACUUCUGCAGGGCUUGAAUCUUCUUCGUCAACAUCACGAACUCUGUGACAUCAUUCUUCGAGUUGGGGAUGUUAAAAUCCAUGCUCACAAAGUGGUACUUGCCAGCAUCAGCCCAUAUUUCAAAGCUAUGUUCACUGGAAACCUUUCUGAAAAAGAGAACAGUGAGGUUGAGUUUCAGUGCGUUGAUGAAGCUGCUCUCCAGGCCAUCGUGGAGUAUGCCUAUACAGGAACUGUUUUUAUUUCACAGGACACAGUUGAAUCUCUCCUUCCAGCAGCAAACCUACUCCAGAUAAAACUUGUCCUGAAGGAAUGUUGUGCAUUUCUUGAAAGCCAGCUUGAUCCUGGUAAUUGUAUUGGAAUUUCUCGUUUUGCAGAGACAUAUGGUUGUCAUGACCUUUAUUUGGCAGCUACUAAAUACAUAUGCCAGAAUUUUGAAGCUGUUUGCCAGACUGAAGAGUUUUUUGAGCUUACACAUGCUGAUUUGGAUGAAAUUGUUUCCAAUGACUGUUUGAAUGUAGCUACCGAAGAGACUAUUUUUUAUGCCCUUGAGUCUUGGAUCAAGUAUGAUGUACAAGAACGUCAGAAAUACUUAGCACAGCUACUUAAUAGUGUGAGAUUACCAUUGCUGAGUGUUAAGUUUCUCACUAGACUAUAUGAAGCAAAUCAUCUUAUUCGUGAUGAUCGCACUUGUAAACAUCUUUUGAAUGAAGCCCUAAAAUACCACUUUAUGCCUGAACAUAGACUGUCUCAUCAGACUGUCCUGAUGACACGACCUCGCUGUGCUCCCAAAGUACUUUGUGCCGUAGGAGGAAAAUCUGGACUAUUUGCCUGUUUGGAUAGGUAAAUAGAAGACUUUCUUAAAGGAUA
Messenger RNA from Callorhinus ursinus (northern fur seal), 1000 nucleotides. NCBI's taxonomy places the organism in Eukaryota, Metazoa, Chordata, Mammalia, Carnivora, Otariidae. The record is from RefSeq and is a predicted model, not a curated record.